Molecule: messenger RNA, 2331 nt
Organism: Purpureocillium lilacinum
Lineage: Eukaryota; Fungi; Ascomycota; Sordariomycetes; Hypocreales; Ophiocordycipitaceae
Source: RefSeq, a predicted model, not a curated record
AUGGGCACAGCGAAGGUUUUGAUCAUUGACCAUUACGACUCUUACACCAACAACAUCCUCCAGCUCCUUCAAGGUACUCGGACUGGACAUGAUGGUGUUCCCUAUCCAGAGUGGAGCGUAGUAAUUGUGAGAUUCGACCAAUUCUCAUGGGAUCAGUUCUUUACCGAAAUACUCCCAUCAUUGGAUGCAAUCAUCUUGUCACCAGGGCCAGGCACCCCGGAAAGAGAAGCCGACUUUGGGUUCAACGCCAGACUCCUUCAGGAGGUCUCCAUCCCGAUACUCGGUAUCUGUCUCGGGCAUCAGGGGAUUGGUACCUCUUUCGGUGCAAAGGUUGUACAUACUCCAAACAUCAAACAUGGGCAAAUAUGCCAGAUACAUCACAGAGAACUCGGUGUUCUCAAGGAUCUACCACAGGGAUUUGACGGUGUCAGAUACAACAGCCUGGUGCUGGACUUGGAGAGUCUGCCACGGGAUCUUGAAGUUACUGCCUGGACAUUUGAUCCGGAAGAUGCAUCAAAGAAAGUCUUGAUGGGGAUUCAGCAUCGCAACCGUCCAAUAUUCGGCACUCAGUGGCACCCGGAAAGUAUUUGCUCGGCCCACGGGAAACAAAUUCUGCAGAACUUCCACGAGAUAGUGCUGGACUUUUGGGCAACUGGCAACCCUGGAAACCGCUGGACCAAAAGACCCCUUUCCGUUGAUGCCUCUUUGCCCCAGCACAUUCUCAAAGAGAAUGUGACAGAACCAGUGCAUGCAAACGGAGCAGCUAAACUCCGUGGAGAUGGGCCCCCAAGCUCAGCAUACUACAUCAAGUCCACAAGCUUGGGAAAGGGGCCAGUGCCUCAGGUCAUAUUCCAUUCGCUGUUCAGAAAUAACUCGCCGGAUGGAGAGAUUUGGCUUGAUAGUGCAAAGGUUCGUGACUCGCACUCGCGAAACUCCUAUAUGGCCUCAGCGACGUUUGCUCUGAGCUACUCGUCUCAGUCGGCAGUCCUCUCAUUCCAACAAAACGGUAAGCCAAUACGAUCAGAGAGACUCUCUGUGCCGUACUGGACAUGGCUGGACCACUUUCACCGCGAGGUCAUCCGGGAUAACACCGAGGCAAUUUCCCCUGAGCUCUUGGACCAAGAGGCUGAAGUUGGCCAGCCCCUCCUGCAAGUGGGACUGCUGGGAUACUUUGGCUAUGAGCUGAAGCGGGAGUCCCUCCCCGGAUAUCACUAUGUGCCGACAACAGAAGACCCGGACACGGAGCGCGCCGACAGUGAGCUCCUGUUCGCCAGCACGGUACUGCGAUUGGACAAUUACACGGGCGACUGGACCAUGUUCAAUCUAGUAAGACGAAGUGAUGCCGACCCUAUAGGCGACUCCAUUGGAGCCGUCAGCAAAGUUGGCCUGAGCGAGGAAGAGUUCUCCGCAUUGCUGGCUCGUGUGCGCGAUGUUUUCGCGGCCCCUCUGUCGCCGCCGUAUGUCGAGCCGCAUGGACUUCCGAGUUUCGUCGCUCUAGACAACGAGGAGUCAUACUCGGACACAAUUCGGGCCGCCAAAGCUGCCAUCAAGGACGGCGAGGCCUACGAGCUGACCUUGACAACAAAGUUCAAGGCCGAAAGCCCAAAGGUAGACCCAUACGCACUGUACCUGGACCUGAGAGAACGCAAUCCGGCACCAUAUUCGGCCUUUAUGCACUUUGCCGCCCACGACAACACCAUUCUGUCGUCGUCUCCGGAACGAUUCAUCUCUGUGGAUGCCAACGGGGUGGCUGAGAUGAAGCCGAUCAAGGGGACGUUGGCAGUGAGCCCCGACUUUGAAGAAAAUGAGCGGAGGAAGACGCAACUUGCCACGGAUGUCAAAGAGCUUGCCGAAAAUUUAAUGAUUGUCGACCUCAUCCGAUCUGAUCUUCAUAACAUCUCACCGUCGAGCUCAAUCAUUGUUCCGAAGCUUCUUCACGUGGAAUCAUAUCAGACUGUCCAUCAGAUUGCGCAGUCCAUCGGAGGCGUCAAGGUCAUUGAGAGGUGCUUCCCGCCUGGCUCAAUGACGGGCGCGCCAAAGCUCCGUGCCGUGCAGAUACUAGAUGCCCUCGAGCAACGCGACCGCGGCAUCUACUCCGGAAGCAUCGGGUACAUCUGCGCUAGCGGCACCGUCGACCAGUCCGUGGUCAUUCGAACGAUUGUCAAGGCAGGGGAGAAGCUCGAACUCAGUGCGGGAGGGGCCAUUACGUGGCUCAGCGAGGAAGAGAAAGAGUGGGAUGAAGUCAUGACGAAAGCAAACGCCGUUGCAAACGCGCUGCCUCGGCAAACGCCCCUAGAGGUUAUAGCCGACGGUUUGCAAGUUGGUGCGUGA